Xenopus tropicalis (tropical clawed frog) is the source of this 1096-nucleotide messenger RNA. It is a transcript of the gene tmt1a.2, whose product is annotated as thiol methyltransferase 1A gene 2. The record is from RefSeq and is a predicted model, not a curated record. Lineage: Eukaryota; Metazoa; Chordata; Amphibia; Anura; Pipidae. Gene Ontology annotation, molecular function: S-adenosylmethionine-dependent methyltransferase activity. The transcript is spliced from 2 exons. The coding region runs from base 143 to 877 and encodes 244 amino acids.
GAGCCAGCAGCCCCUCCCCCGCCUCCCGUCCCGCGGGAACGCGCCUCAGGCAGGCUGAAGGAACGCCGAUGCUACGGGGACGCGCACGUCAGUUGUAUGAGGCAGUUGCAGGCUGCGCAGGUACCAGUGUUAUUAGUUGGGGAUGGCUCUCCAUAUUCUAUUGCUGCAGGUAUGUGUAGGGGUCGUGGCACUGCCAGUGCAUAUCUUGGCAUUCCUGGGGCUCUGGGACAGGAUAGCCAAGGUGGUGCUGCCAUACCUAUUGGAACGCAUCACUAAGGAAUACAACAGGAAAAUGGGAGACGAGAAGAGGCAACUGUUCCGCAACCUGAGUGACUUCGCUGGUCCCUCUGGGAAACUCGCCAUCCUCGAUCUUGGCUGUGGCACAGGGGCAAAUUUCCAGUACUACCCGGCCGGCAGCAAAGUCACCUGUAUGGACCCCAACCCCAACUUCAAAUCGUUCCUGGGCAGGAGCUUGGCCGAGAACCAGCACGUAGACUUCCAGAGCUUUGUGGUGGCCCCCGGGGAGAAUAUGGCCCCCUUGGCAGACGGCUCCAUGGACGUGGUGGUCUGUACGCUAGUCCUGUGCUCCGUGAGGGAGGUGGAGGCGGUGCUGACCGAGGUGCUGCGGGUUCUGAAACCUGGCGGAGCCUACUAUUUUUUGGAACACGUACGAGCAGAUUCUGCAUCUUGGAACUAUUUUUUCCAGAGAAUCUUGGAUCCCACUUGGAAAUACAUAGGAGAUGGGUGCAAGCUUACAAAAGAAACCUGGAAAUACCUGGAAAGUUCCAAGUUCUCUGAAGUUAAACUGCGACACAUCCAAGCACCUUAUAAGUUGAGCCCAGUGAAGCCUCAUAUAAUUGGUUAUGCUGUAAAAUAAUGCUACCUUAUCUGGUUGUGAAAGGCUUUCCUUCAGUUUCUGUCUGUGAGAGAAUGUCUUCUGUUUAUAUAUAUAUAUAAAUCUUUUUAACACUUUACUAAAAUACAUUUUAAUUAAACAACUGCACCACUUUUUAUAUGUAACCAGUGUUCUAUCAUUCCUCUAUAUAAUGUAUGAACAUUAAUUACACAUGGCUUGUUCUGAUCAGUUGCAAGUGAA